Vicia faba (fava bean) is the source of this 1602-nucleotide messenger RNA. Lineage: Eukaryota; Viridiplantae; Streptophyta; Magnoliopsida; Fabales; Fabaceae. The record is from the annotation of a GenBank genome assembly.
AUGGAUUCAAAGUCACUAUGCUUCAUAACCCAUCAAAAAAUUUUCAAUGUGGUUCGAUCUGGGGACCUUGAAGGACUCAAAGAGAUACUGAAACAUGUUGAUAAAGGUGAAUCCUCAAAUGGGUCAGUGUCAUCGUCGAUUUCUGAGUUCAUGUCCAUGCAGAAUGAUGCUGGAGAGACGUUGUUGUAUAUAGCUGCAGAGUAUGGUGUUAAGGAGGUUUUUGGUUUCUUGUUAAGUUUUUGUGAUUUGGAGAUACUCAAAAUCAGGUCUAAAUCUGAUAUGAAUGCCUUUCAUGUUGCAGCUAAGCGUGGCCAUUUGGAUAUUGUGAGGGAGAUUUUGAGGAUUUGGCCUGAGGCUUGUAAGUUAUGCGAUUCCUCGAACACUAGUCCACUUUAUUUUGCUGCUGUUCAAGACCAUUUGGAUGUGGUGAAUGCUAUUUUGGAUGUUGAUGUCAAUUCAAUGAUGAUAGUGAGGAAAAAUGGAAAGACUGCCUUGCACAAUGCUGCUAGGUAUGGUAUUCUUCGCGUGGUAAAAGUACUUAUUGAGAGGGAUUCAGCGAUUGUUUGCAUUAAAGAUAGGAAGGGCCAAACAGCAUUGCAUAUGGCUGUAAAAGGACAGUGUACUUCAGUAGUUGAGGAGAUAUUACAAGCUGACCCGAUUGUAUUGAACGAACGAGAUAAGAAGGGUAAUACAGCUCUUCACAUGGCCACUCGGAAAGCUCGUUCGCAGAUAGUGAGCUUUUUGUUAAACUAUACAUCUAUGAAUGUCAAUGCCAUCAAUAAUCAGCAAGAAACAGCCUUGGAUUUAGCAGAUAAACUUCCGUACAGAGACUCGUCUUUAGAAAUCAAGGAAGCACUUUCGGAAUGUGGUGCCAAGAAUGCGAGACAUAUAGGCAAAAUGAAUGAAGCCAUAGAACUUAAAAGAGCAGUGAGUGAUAUAAAACACGAGGUGCAGUCACAGCUCAUACAGAACGAAAAAACUCGCAGACGGGUUUCAACUAUAGCUAAGGAGUUGAGAAAAAUCCAUAGAGAAGCAAUUCAAAACACCAUAAAUUCUGUCACAGUAGUUGCUGUCCUUUUUGCAUCAAUAGCAUUCAUGGCUUUGUUCACAUUGCCAGGUCAAUAUAGAAUGAUACACCCAGAGGCAGGGAAGGCGAACAUAUCUCACGACGUUGCGUUCAGUGUCUUCUGCCUUUUGAACGCAACGUCUCUUUUCAUUUCUCUCGCGGUUGUUGUUGUUCAAAUCACUUUGGUAGCUUGGGACACAAGAGCUCAAACGCAGAUCGUUUCGGUGAUUAACAAGCUUAUGUGGACAGCUUGUACAUGCACUUGUGCAGCUUUUCUCGCUAUAGCUUUUGUUGUUGUUGGAAACGAAAGGUGGAUGGCUAUAACUGUAACUGUUUUGGGAACUCCGAUUCUAGUUGGGACUCUUGCAUACUUGUGCUACUUUGUGUUUCGGCGACAUUUUGGAUUCCAAAGGGAAUCACAGAGAGGGAUAGUUAAGAGACCAAGUAGAAGCAAAUCGCGGUCGUGGUCUUACUCGGCACAUAUAUCAGAUGAGGAGGAAUAUAACUCUGAUGUUGAGAAGAUUUAUGCUCUAUGA